AAUAGCAACAACAACAACACCAACACCAACAACAAUAGCAACAACAACAACACCAACACCAACAACAAUAGCAACAACAACAACACCAACACCAACAACAAUAGCAACAACAACAACACCAACACCAACAACAAUAGCAACAACAACAACACCAACACCAACAACAAUAGCAACAACAACAACACCAACACCAACAACAAUAGCAACAACAACAACACCAACACCAACAACAAUAGCAACAACAACAACACCAACACCAACAACAAUAGCAACAACAACAACACCAACACCAACAACAAUAGCAACAACAACAACACCAACACCAACAACAAUAGCAACAACAACAACACCAACACCAACAACAAUAGCAACAACAACAACACCAACACCAACAACAAUAGCAACAACAACAACACCAACACCAACAACAAUAGCAACAACAACAACACCAACACCAACAACAAUAGCAACAACAACAACACCAACACCAACAACAAUAGCAACAACAACAACACCAACACCAACAACAAUAGC
This is a messenger RNA of Solanum pennellii, 534 nucleotides long. Its product is annotated as myb-like protein I. Lineage: Eukaryota; Viridiplantae; Streptophyta; Magnoliopsida; Solanales; Solanaceae. The record is from RefSeq and is a predicted model, not a curated record. The transcript has a single exon. The annotation marks the transcript as partial.